AUGGAGGACGAGUCUUCGUCUUGCUCCUCGGCGCUGCCCGGUGCCGGGGCGGUGUCUUUCCUCCAGAGGACCCUGCAGCGGCUAUCAUCCACCCAGUGUCUGAAGCUCGGGGCCGGCGAGGAGGCUCCGGUUGCGGUCGUUGCCCUUCAGAGGUACUUAUCCGAUCAGAGUGAGGGGCAGCAGGGGGAAAACUACACCUACGAUGUGACUGUCACUGACGGAGCCUGGAGAGCCAAGUGCUUCCUCCACCCGGGUCUACACCACCUGGUCCACAGCAACACCCUGAGGACCGGGGCGGACAUCAGCAUCACACAGUGCACCUUCGUGUACAACGAGAGGAGGCUGGGACACGGGUUCAUGUCCAUCGAGGGGCUCCGGUGUGUGGCGGGGAGAUCCGUGGUCCUGCCCCGGGUGAGAGAUGUCAGCUCGCUGCCCAUGCUGAUCAGACCCGGCAUGGAGGAGAGCGUGGUGCUGCGGAGCGACAUGCCCCUCCAGGUGAGCCGCAAGCACUACCUGAGUCUGUGGAACAACGACGACCCGGAGGGAGACAUGUGGAGCUCGGGUGCCCCCUCGUCCGACCUGGUGCUGGACGUGUCCAAGAUCACACUGCUUUCCAGUCUGGAGUCUGGCUUUAGAAGCUCAUGGAAUAUUCUGCCUCUAUUAGUGAAGGUUAUACACAAAUCCAGAUUAAGAUUUUACGGGAAGUUUGGUCUGAAGAUUGAUUACCCCUACCAGGCAUACUUUGAAGUUGCUGACCAGAGUGGCACCAUGUCCCUUGUGCUUUGGAAUGAACUUUGCCCAGAGUUUUACCAGAGACUGAACGUGGGCGCUGUGUUGUACCUUCAGAAUUACACCCUGAAGCCGAGUUAUCCAAACCGGUCACGGCCGCAAAUGGAUCAUCACAGAAUGAAGAGCUUUAACUCUUUAGAAAUCUGCCUCAACGCUCGCAACCCAGUGUCAAUCAUCAAUGUGGUGUCACCAAAAAGUGUGCUGCCUCAGUGGGGACUGCCGGAGGUUUCCUACCAGUUCACCACCAGGUCAGAGUUGGAACAAUUAGCCAACAAUUCUGCAUGUGAUGUCAUCGGUUUGGUGACGUUUGUUGGUCGCGUUGAAAGAGUGAAGAGCAAAGGGAACAAGGGUCCAGAAAAAUACUGGACGUACCGCUGGGUCCACGCUGUGGACGGGACGUCUGGUCAUCCUUUUAUCCUGGAGAUUUUUUCCUCUUCUCAACCAGAGAUCUUCAACUGUAUAUGCCCAAUGACCUACCUGGUUUGCACUCAGAUGAGGGUUUGUCACGUGGAAGGUUCAUUGCCCUACCUCACAAGCAGCUGUGAGACAGAGACAUUCAUCACAGGCUACCACAAAGGUCAGCCAUAUGUGAGUCAUCCCCAAGUGAAGAACUUCAUCCAAUGGACCAAAACUCUGAAGGACAACGUCGUCCUCCAGAAGACUGCUGUUGGCGGCCAUUACUGUUAUCCUUGUCCCCCAAAGGUUUUCACACAGUCUCUGGCAGACGUCUCAGCUCAAGUUCCUCUGGUUGCUCUGGCCGACCUGAAGAGGGAGUUAGAGACCCUGCAAUACAGGGAGCAUAAACAACUGGCCGUUCAAGGACAGAUCACAUCGGUGAGGUACAGGAACGCCCCAAAGAAACCAGACUCACAAGGCACACACGAGAAAGAGGUGCCUGAUGUUCCCACUGAUGUGUGUGAACCAGUCACACAGCAUCAUCCCUCAGCAGCUGAGGAGAGUUUGACGGACACUUCGACAUCUCCCUCUGCCGAGAAAAUCUCAGCAAUCAGAGGAAAAAGAAGAAUUGAGACGAGAAAAGCCGCGGGGUCGUCUUUAGAUUGUGGUAGCACUCCAUCAAAAAGAAGAACCAGACCUCAGAGUGCAGAGGACGGACAAGAGGAGGUAGAAGACGACAGCAGCGUUUCUGAAUCCGAGGAGGCUCAGGAUGCGGAACACAGACCGUCAUCACAAAAUCCAAAUCAAGACUUUGAUGUUUUAUACUGGGAAAGCAGCGGCUGGCUGAGUCAAAGAGAAGAAAUGUCUGAGCAUUUGGGUCGAGAUGGUUUUUACGAGGACAGUGUCUCUCAGAGGUUCACGUCUGAUGCAAAGAACGUCCUCCUGCAGUGGAGUAACCUUCAGCCAACACACUGGACACCAGAGCAAAGCGCUAACACCAACCCACUUGUGGUUUGUCGAGGAUAUUACCACGUGACGAUAUUGGGCAUCAACAAACAGAUAGCAGUCGAUGCUGCAUAUUUUCCUGUUGUGAGUGCAGAUGAGCCCAGGGCUGUGGGUCUUCCUCAGGAUCCCCAUGGCAACACAAUGCUGUCCUGCCUUUCUUCAGGCUUCCUUUGUCCUCUCAGUGACGCAGAGAACCAAAGUGAUUCAGCUCUUCCCCAGCCAGAGGAGAUCUUAGAGAGUGCCGGUGAGAUGGAGGAUAAACAUGUCGUGUGUAUUCUGGACCUUUGUCAUCUGGGUGGAGAAGCGGUGGAAGUCGUGAUCAACAAGAUCUACAGAGUUUUGGAGGUUUCUCUCAACUAACAGCUCGACAAGAACAAGUGUUCACCCCUGUGGUACUUUACAAUCACGUCAGCAGAAAGUUAUUUUGUCCAGAAACAUAACCUUCACUUGUUUUAGAUCCAGCUUCAAUUGAUAAUUUAUAAAUUCUCCUGUAACACAUGUACA
Messenger RNA from Limanda limanda (common dab), 2694 nucleotides. RefSeq names its product RPA1 related single stranded DNA binding protein (gene radx). NCBI's taxonomy places the organism in Eukaryota, Metazoa, Chordata, Actinopteri, Pleuronectiformes, Pleuronectidae. Gene Ontology annotation, molecular function: single-stranded DNA binding. The coding region runs from base 1 to 2550 and encodes 849 amino acids. Gene Ontology annotation, cellular component: replication fork. The record is from RefSeq and is a predicted model, not a curated record. Gene Ontology annotation, biological process: regulation of DNA repair. The transcript has 15 exons.